This is a messenger RNA of Haliotis rufescens (red abalone), 567 nucleotides long. RefSeq lists its product as uncharacterized. Lineage: Eukaryota; Metazoa; Mollusca; Gastropoda; Lepetellida; Haliotidae. Gene Ontology annotation, molecular function: zinc ion binding; nucleic acid binding. The transcript has a single exon. The record is from RefSeq and is a predicted model, not a curated record. The coding region runs from base 1 to 567 and encodes 188 amino acids.
AUGAAUGAUGGCGCUAAACAUGCAGGAGCUAGCAACAUCAAGUGCUACGAUUGUAAAGAGAUGGGGCACACAGCUGGGGAGUGUAAAAUACCGUGCGGCGAGAGAGGGUGCGGUAGCAGCGAACACACGUCGUACACAUGCCCCAUGCGCAUAGCCCGGCAGAAACGUGGGGACCCACCACCCCAUUUAGCGGCUUAUGACUGCUACAAAUGCGGGAAUAUGGGGCAUUUUGCUGCCGGGUGUGUACUACCGUGUAGGUGGUGCAAGGUGGUGAUGCAAGGCCAUCAGGCCCGUUAUUGCCCAAAGCGGGUAAAGGCUGCAGAAAAGCCCCAGACGUCCCAGAAGGCUGGAAAUGAGGCCGCCCCUACAACACCCCCGAAGGAGGAAGAAGACGCCCCAGCUGUUGCUGCAGCUGACGCCGUAACACCUACGAAGGUGCAAGGCACCCCGGCCGUGCCCCCACCCCGCCCCUCCAAAAGAAAGCGGCCGGCAGCCCUAGUGACCCCGGUAAAGAAACGCCGGGGUGUGAUAAAAAUAGUAGCGACAGUGAUGAUGGCGGGGAUUUAA